GAAUCAGAACGACCAUUUUUGGGGUGUUUUGGGCUUUUCUUGGGGGUCUAAACCAAGUCCUUGUGCACAAUGAAUCCUCGUGCAAGGCCCUAGUGCAAGACACGGCACGUCCUCGUGCAAGGCACUGAUGGAAGGCACUUGUCCUCGUGCAAGACCCUCGUGCAAAAGACCUUGUGUAGGGUGUCAAUGUGAGGCUCUGGCCCUUGUGCAAGAUGCUUGUGCAACGCACAGCUAUUGGCAAGGUCCUUGUGCAAGGUCCUUGUGCACAAGGCUCUUGCUCUUAUGAUCCUCGUGCGAGAUCCUCGUGCAGGGGCCGCUCUUGCUGAUGGUGUUCACAUGGGUUUGUUGCACAAGUUCAGUGUGUAAUGCACUUGUGCAAGGCUCAUUGCUAUGCGUAGUCUCCAUUGGAGCCUCUUGUGCAAGGUCCUCGUGCAAGCCUCAUCUUCCUGCAUGGUCCACAGCCAAAGCUCUUGUGCAAGACUUAUUGCCAUGCAAGGUCUGGUCUGCAUUGGAAGCUCUUGUGCAAGGUCCUUGUGCAAGGCUAUUUCCAUGCAUGGUCUCCAUUGGAAGCUCUUGUGCAAGGUCCUCGUGCAAGGCUCAUUGCCAUGCAUGGUCUCCAUUGGAAGCUCUUGUGCGAGGUCCUCGUGCAAGGCUCAUUGCAGCGCAUGGACGCCAUUGGAAGCUCUUGUGCAAGGUCCUCGUGCAAGGCUAUUUCCAUGCACGUUCUCCAUUGGAAGCUCUUGUGCAAGGCCCUCGUGCAAGGCUAUUUCCAUGCAUAGUCUCCAUUGGAAGCUCUUGUGCAAGGUCCUCGUGCAAGGCUCAUUGCCAUGCAUGGUCUGCAUUGGAGGUUCUUGUGCAAGGCCCUCGUGCAAGGCUAUUUCCAUGCAUGGUCGCCAUUGGAAGCUCUUGUGCAAGGUACUCGUGCAAGGCUCAUUGCCAUGCAUGGCCUCCAUUGGAGGCUCUUGUGCAAGGCCCUCGUGCAAGGCUAUUUCCAUGCAAGGUCUCCAUUGGAGGCUCUUGUGCAAGGUCCUCGUGCAAGGUCCUCGUGCAAGCCUCAUCUUCCUGCAUGGUCCACAGCCAAAGCUCUUGUGCAAGGCCCUUGUGCAAGGCUCAUUGCCAUGCAUGGUCUGCACUGGAGGCUCUUGUGCAAGGCUAUUGGCAUGCAUGGUCUGGUCUGCAUUGGAGGCUCUUGUGCAAGGUCCUCGUGCAAGGCUAUUUCCAUGCAUGGUCUCCAUUGGAAGCUCUUGUGCAAGGUCCUUGUGCAAGGCUCAUUGCCAUGCAUGGUCUCCAUUGGAAGCUCUUGUGCAAGGCCCUCGUGCAAGGCUCAUUGCAAUGCAUUGUUGCCAUUGGAAGCUCUUGUGCAAGGCCCUCGUGCAAGGCUCAUUGCAGCGCAUGGUCGCCAUUGGAGGCUCUUGUGCAAGGCCCUCGUGCAAGGUCCUCGUGCAAGGCUCAUUGCCAUACAUGGUCUCCAUUGGAGGCUCUUGUGCAAGGUCCUCAUGCAAGGUCCUCGUGCAAGGCUCAUUGCAGCGCAUGGUCGCCAUUGGAAGCUCUUGUGCAAGGCCCUUGUGCAAGGUCCUCGUGCAAGGUCCACGUGCAAGGCUCAUUGCCAUGCAUGGUCUCCAUUGGAGGCUCUUGUGCAAGGUCCUCGUGCAAGGUCCACGUGCAAGGCUCAUUGCCAUGCAUGGUCUCCAUUGGAGGCUCUUGUGCAAGGCCCUUGUGCAAGGUCCUCGUGCAAACCACUCAACCCACACUCCAAGAAUCCCAACCUCCCAAUUCCAAGAGUCUCUCACACCGAAUCCUCGUGCAAAUCCUCGUGCAAAUCCCCCCCCCUUAUAUUUGCACGAGGGUGGGGGGGGGUCUCUCAUAUGAGCCGCUCCUCUGGGGGCAGCUUUAAUGGGGGGGGGGCCGGGGGGGGCCCUCGUGCACCGUCCUGUUCCUGUCGGCUGGGUCGAUACGUUCCUUCCGUGCGACGUUUUUCACGGAGCCGAAAAAUCCCAUAAAGAAAAAACCCGAAAAGGGCAAAAAAGGCCAAAACCCCAAAAACGGACAGAGCGGCCACUGCGCCCACCUAUAGGGGGAUAUAGGGGGGAUAUAUAGGGAUAUAGGG
Molecule: messenger RNA, 2107 nt
Organism: Coturnix japonica (Japanese quail)
Lineage: Eukaryota; Metazoa; Chordata; Aves; Galliformes; Phasianidae
Source: RefSeq, a predicted model, not a curated record